AUGGUUCGGUGCUACUCAUUCCUCUUUUUUGGCUUAAUAGCCACAAGUACCGCUGCCACUGUUGCCCAGGUAGCAGAUGAUAUUACAGCGCUCAACUUGAAGGUAAAGAAAUUGACGAAAACGGUCAAUGCAUAUCAGGGUGGCUUUGUGGGCGCAUUACCACAACUCAAUGCUCUUGUUCCUGUUUAUCUAUCGCUCCUCAAGGGUGUGGCAGACACAGCUGCGCUUCCACCAUCGGUGUCCGUCACAGAUUCCUACACCAUUAUUGAUCUGGUGAAUUCCACGCUUGCGGUCGACAAUCCGAUUGCCAUCGAUGCUCUUGUGGCAAAGAAGAGCUUGUAUAAGGCGGCUGGAUUGAAUGAUUUUCUUGUCGCAGCUGUGGGUUUACUGGAACUUGGACACGAAAGUUUCACGUUAAAUACAUUGAAAAGGGUUCCGCCAGAGGCAUCGGCGGAUGGAAUCGCGGUUACAGAUGUUAUUACGAAUGCUCUGCUAUAUGGUAUCCAUGUGUUCGAGGCGAAUUGA
Molecule: messenger RNA, 525 nt
Organism: Glarea lozoyensis ATCC 20868
Lineage: Eukaryota; Fungi; Ascomycota; Leotiomycetes; Helotiales; Helotiaceae
Exons: 1
Coding region: 1-525 (174 amino acids)
Cellular component (GO): extracellular region
Source: RefSeq, a predicted model, not a curated record